AUGUCGUCGGGAUACUUGGUGAAUGUACCGAAGUUAAAAGGACGUGAAACAUAUGACGAUUGGGCGUUUGCAGCAGAAAAUUUUCUAAUCUUAGAAGAUUUAGCAGAAUGCAUUGUAGAGCCAAAGCACGAGGCAGAAAUUGAUGUGAUCAAGGAUAAAAAGGCAAGAGCAAAAUUGAUAUUAACAUUAGAUACAAGUUUAUAUGUAUAUGUAAAAGAAACAAAAACCUCAGCCCAGCUAUGGUCAAAAUUAAAGGCGAUGUAUAGUGAUUCAGGCUUCACUCGAAGGAUUAAUCUCUUAAGGACAUUAAUUUCUACUAGAUUAAUUAAUUGUGAAUCCACGAGCUCAUAUGUCAAUCAAAUAAUAGAAACAGGGCAGAGAUUGAGGGGAACGGGAUUUAACAUUGAUGAUGAGUGGAUAGGCUCUUUGCUCUUGGCAGGAUUGCCGGAAAAGUUUUCGCCGAUGAUUAUGGCUAUUGAGUAUUCCGGUAUAGCCAUUACAACGGACACAAUAAAAACGAAGCUGCUGGAUAUAGGCAACGAUGUUGCAGUUAAUAAUGAUGAGAGCGCCUUUGUAGCAAAACAAAAUGGCAGAGUUUUUUCAACUGGUAGUUAUAAUAAAACAGAUUGGUAUGUUGAUUCUGGAGCCAGUAUUCAUCUUGUGAAUGACAAUAACAAUUUAAGAGAAUACAACAAGAAACCUGAUGUGCAGGAAGUAAGGACAGCUAACAAUAUGCAAUUGAAGGUAGUGUCUUGUGGCAGCGUUUCUCUUAGGACAGCGGUUUAUGGUCAAGUUUAUGAUGUUGAAGUACAGGAUGCUCAUUAUGUACCACAAUUGUCAGCAAAUUUAUUAUCUGUUAGCGCUCUUACCAGAAAGGGUAACAGGGUUGUUUUCAAUGAUAAUAAAUGCAAAAUUUAUAGCAAAAAUAACACUUUGGUUGCAGUGGCGGUACUUACAGGUGGAGUAUAUAAACUCAUGAUAAAUAAUAUUAAUUGUUUGUUAGUUACAGAUCCUAAGUCAGGAAAUUUAUGGCAUAGACGGUUAGGACAUAUAAAUAAAACAGAUUUGUGUAAAUUGAGUAAAGGCUUGGUAAAAGGACUCACCAUAUCCGAGAAGGCAACAUCAGACAUAAAUAAUUGUAUAGUUUGUUGUGAAGGAAAGCAAACUAGAUUGCCAUUCAAACACAAAGGUUCAAGAGCAGUAAAAGUUCUGGAAUUAGUUCAGUCUGAUGUUUGCGGUCCAAUGGAACAGUUAUCUAUAGGUGGUUCGCGAUAUUUCUUGAGUUUUCAAGAUGACUAUUCAAAGAUGUGUUUUGUUUAUUUUUUAAAGUCAAAGGAUGAAGUUCUUCGUUGCUUCAAAGAGUUUAGGGCUGUCGAGUAUUUGAAAGAAAAUGGUAUUAUUCAUCAAAGAACAAAUCCAUAUACACCUGAACAAAAUGGGAUUGCUGAAAGACUAAAUCGGACUUUGGUAGAAAAGGCCAGAUGUCUAAUAUUUGAUGGUCAGUUAGAUAAAAAGUUCUGGGCAGAGGCUGUUAAUACAGCAGCAUAUUUGAAGAACAGAAGUGUAACAAGUGAUCUAACAAAAACACCUUUUGAAUUAUGGUGGAAGAAAAAACCUGAUGUUAGUCACAUUAAGAUAUUUGGAAGCGUUGUAAUGGAUCAUGUACCGAAGCAGAAAAGAUCAAAAUGGGACAGAAAAUCUGUUAGAAAGAUUUUGAUCGGAUAUGCAGACGACGUUAAAGGAUAUAGAUUAUUUGAUCCAGUCACAAAUAAAAUUUCCACAAGUAGAAAUGUAGUUAUUAUGGAAACUAUUGACGACGAGCCUAGCAAGAACCCAAUAGAACCAGUAGAGAACAGUGUUUCAGUGGGGGUUAAUGAAAUGCAGCCUGUAACUGAAGAAAAGGAUCAAAAUGCUGGCAGUGAUCAUGAACAAAAUAUUAUAGAAAUACGAAAGUCUGAAAGAACAAGAAAGAAGAAAACGUUUGAUGAUUAUGUCACAUACGCGUGUAACAACUUUCCAAUGGAAGAACCAAAAACAAUUAAGGAAGCAAUGUCAAGACCAGACAAGCAAUAUUGGAUGGACGCUAUAGCUGAAGAAUUAAAAUCUUUCGAGGAAAAUAAGGCCUGGGAGUUAGUGAAUAUGCCAGAAAACUGUAGUAUAGUGGACUGCAAGUGGGUUUUUAAACGAAAAGUAGAUACUGAAAACCAAGUACGAUAUAGAGCUCGGUUGGUAGCUCGAGGUUUCACUCAACAGUAUGGUGUAGAUUAUGAUGAGACUUUUUCUCCAGUCGUUAGGCAUUCAACCUUAAGAUUAUUAAUGGCUUUAUCAGUAAGAUUAGGAUUAAGCAUAACGCAUUUAGACGUCACAACAGCUUUUCUGAAUGGACAUUUGAAAGAAUUGGUAUAUAUGAAGAAACCAGAUGGCUAUAGAGAUAACAGUAGCAAAGUAUUGAAAUUAAACAAAGCUGUAUAUGGUUUGAAACAAUCGUCUCGAGUUUGGUAUCAAAAGGUUGAGACAGUUUUACUUGGGCUGGGUUACAGAAAAUCUAAGUAUGAACCAUGCAUGUUUAUAAAAGGUAAUAAUAAUACUAUGACUGUAAUAGCAUUGUAUGUUGAUGAUUUUUUCGUUUUUUCAAAUGAUAUAGCUGAAAAUAGUAAAUUGAAGACCGAAUUGAAUUUAAAGUUCAAAAUCAAAGAUUUAGGUAAGGCCAAAUGUUGCUUAGGAAUCAGGAUCAAUUAUGAAAAAGAUGGUAGUAUAAUAUUGGAUCAGGAGAGGUAUAUAGAUCAACUACUAAAUAAAUUCAAUAUGCAAGAUUGCAAACAAGCAGGUACACCUAUGGAAAGUGAUUUGAAAUUGUCUUCAGGUAAAAUUGAACAGGAGUUACCCUAUCAACAACUCAUUGGAAGUCUAAUGUAUUUAGCUGUUAUGACAAGACCUGAUAUUGCGUAUAGUCUGAGUUAUCUUAGCCAAUUUAACAAUUGCUAUGUUAGCAGUCACUUCAAAAGUGCAAAGAGGGUGCUAAAGUAUUUGCAGGGCACUAAGAAGUAUGGCUUAAAAUUUAAGAAGGAUUCAGAGAAUCUAGUAGGAUAUACUGAUGCAGACUGGGCAAGUGACAACGUUGAUAGAAAAUCGUACACAGGUUUCUGUUUCAAAUUCUCCAAUAGUAUUAUAUCUUGGGAAAGCUCUAAACAGAAAACUGUAGCAUUGUCAAGUACAGAAGCCGAGUACAUGGCAAUAUCGGAUGCUUCCAAAGAAGCGAUAUACUUAAAAAAUUUGUUAAUGGAGUUAACGGAUGUAAAUGAGAGUGUACGUAUUUACAAUGAUAACAAGUCAGCACAAAAACUCUCAUACAAUCCAGUUUUCCACAAAAGAUCAAAACACAUUGAUGUGAGACAUCAUUUCAUCAGGGAAGCAAUUGCAGAUGGUGUGAUCGAUCUAAAGUAUAUGCAGACAAAUGAUAUGCCUGCUGAUAUAUUCACGAAGAGCUUAAGUGUACAUAAACAUUUGAAGUUUUUAAAGCAGUUAGGUAUGAGUACACAAGUUGUUUAG
Ctenocephalides felis (cat flea) is the source of this 3549-nucleotide messenger RNA. RefSeq names its product retrovirus-related Pol polyprotein from transposon TNT 1-94. NCBI's taxonomy places the organism in Eukaryota, Metazoa, Arthropoda, Insecta, Siphonaptera, Pulicidae. The record is from RefSeq and is a predicted model, not a curated record. Gene Ontology annotation, molecular function: nucleic acid binding. Gene Ontology annotation, biological process: DNA integration. Bases 1 to 3549 code for a protein of 1182 amino acids. The transcript is spliced from 3 exons.